This is a messenger RNA of Penicillium robsamsonii, 1692 nucleotides long. Its product is annotated as Zn(II)2Cys6 transcription factor domain-containing protein. Gene Ontology annotation, biological process: regulation of DNA-templated transcription. The transcript has 2 exons. The record is from RefSeq and is a predicted model, not a curated record. Gene Ontology annotation, molecular function: zinc ion binding; DNA-binding transcription factor activity, RNA polymerase II-specific. NCBI's taxonomy places the organism in Eukaryota, Fungi, Ascomycota, Eurotiomycetes, Eurotiales, Aspergillaceae. The coding region runs from base 1 to 1692 and encodes 563 amino acids.
AUGUACGAACCAGCUCCGCCUAGACCCAAGAAAACAGAUAUUGUCCGCUCGCGUAAUGGCUGCCAGAGCUGUCGCAAACGACGCACCAAAUGUGAUGAGGAAAAGCCAGCGUGCGGGACGUGUGUUAGGCUGGGGAUAGUGUGCGAGAGCGUCAAGCUAGACUUAAAAUUCCGAGUCGUGACCGCACCUCCUCCAAAGGAAACAAGCGGAAAGACGGAGUCAGCCGAACCAGACUCAAGUCGCCUGGGGCUGCAGCUCUUCGGCCAACAUGGUCGAAGUUCUCAAAUCCCGAACAUCAACCUCGCCCACUCGUUGCAACAUACCGAUCGAGAUGUCUUUUACUCGACUUACUGGGAGGAUCACUGCUUGCCAGCACUACAUCCGAUAUUCCGUUGCGCAUCUAAGCUGCUUGGGUUUCCAGCGUUGAAAGAUGCCAUCCUCGCUUUAUCUUCAUGCAAUAUCAGUCGCAUUUAUGCUGAAAGAAAAUACUCAACAUCCUUUGCGACUAUGGGAACACUUAGUCCAAACCUUAUACACCAAACAAGGAGUCAGCUGUAUUAUUCUUCUGCGAUCAAAAGAUUUAUUUCGCUCACUCAAGACGACCACCAAAAUAAUGCCGCAGAGGUCCUUACUAUUCUAGUUAUCUUUGGCUACAUUGAAGCGUCUAUGGGUAAUUUUGACGGAUACUAUUGUCACGUCCAAGGCCUGUCGGCAUUUCUUGUCGAACUCGGUGAGAUCACUGGAGAUUCACUUUACAGGGCUCUCCUCAUUUCAUGGCUACAGUCGCAAUUUCUGGUCUGGUGGGCGCGCGCAUACUUCAGUUCUCUCAAUGUACAACGAAAUAUGCCCUCGAUUGAUUUCGCAAGGGGCCUUGGAGGAACCUCUGGCUCCCUCCACGAUAUACGGGCUGUGGUUCUAAGCAUUUUAUGUGAAUCCCAUCGACUAAAUGUGAAAGAAACUCUCAAACAUUGGACAGCCCAAACAGAUUUCGAACUGGCCCUCGCAAGCGAUUUGCAGUCCGACAGAGAUGACAUGGAAGGCCAUCUCGCGCGAUUACAGGAUGAAUCCAAAAGGCUCGACGAGUGGCUAUUAUAUCUGCCACCAUCGGAACAACCGCUUGUGGGUGAUGCGUCAGAAACAUCGCCCAUCUUUUUUCAAGCACACGAUGCAGCCCUGAAUUUUGCUUACUACGUUGUGGCCCGGAUUAUGCAAUGCACGUCCUUCCUACAAAAUCUUCCAUAUCGCGACGCCCAGCAUCUUGGUAGUGAGUGCUUGGAGAUAGAACCAUGGACCCGCCUCCUACUUCGAAUUGUCCAAGGGACCGACAUGCAAACGUCCAUUAUCCGGAAUAAUUAUACAAUAGGGUUCUCGGGUUUGUUAUUAGCCGCGUCUCUCCGCUGUCAGGAACUCUCUCUUGGCAUGCAGUUCCAACAGUGGCUGCAGAUUUUAGAGGAAAAGCAGCCGACGGAGGAGGGGGCUUUCCCUGUAUACCAGGCGCUUGCUGUUGUCAAGGCGAUAAAUCGACAGAGGACAAUGGGCCGCGACGUGUUCGGGGUUUCGCAGCCUAUGGAUGAUGGCGGUGGAACACCCAAGUUCACUCAUUAUAACAGCCAGAUGAUCACUACCAUUUUGCUUCAUGGGAAGUCGAGAUAUACUGGCGACCUCUUUACAGAGUGUAUAGAUUUAGAGUAG